This is a messenger RNA of Leptinotarsa decemlineata (Colorado potato beetle), 1127 nucleotides long. RefSeq names its product Mediator complex subunit 6 (gene MED6). Gene Ontology annotation, cellular component: mediator complex. NCBI's taxonomy places the organism in Eukaryota, Metazoa, Arthropoda, Insecta, Coleoptera, Chrysomelidae. Gene Ontology annotation, molecular function: transcription coregulator activity. Gene Ontology annotation, biological process: regulation of transcription by RNA polymerase II. The record is from RefSeq and is a predicted model, not a curated record.
UUGGUGUAUUCACACCUACUUUAGAGUUUUUCGUUUAAAUUUUAGGUUAGUAUUAUUAAUCAGUAGUUAAGAAAAUUAGUAAAGAAACCUUCCACAUUAUAGUUUGAUAAUGUUUGAAAACAUUUAUGAAAGUUAUUUUUGAUGGAACCAAAAAUCCGUUUUCGUAAUUCAUAAUUUCAUCUGUAGUAAGAGUAUUAUACAAAACUUUACGAAAACCUUAUUCCAUAUUUUCCUUUUUGCUAAUUCAAUAAAUCCCCUUAAAAUGAUGGCCGGAAGAUUAGCUAUGUCGGCUCCUGGCAUUCCAGACAACCCCCUUAGUCUUUCAUGGCACGAUUCGGCUUGGAUUCCUAUCUUGAACACAGCAAACGUUUUGGACUACUUUUCACAGGGGUCAAACCCAUUCUUUGAUAGAACUUGCAACAACGAAAUUGUUAAAAUGCAGCGGCUCAAUCCAGAGCAGUUACAGAAUAUGACUGGUCUAGAGUACAUUUUGUUGCACGUUCAAGAACCAAUUUUGUACGUCAUUCGGAAGCAGCAUAGGCAUAGUCCUCAACAAGUGACCCCUCUUGCAGAUUAUUAUAUCAUUGCUGGAGUUGUGUACCAGGCUCCGGAUUUAGCAAGCGUGUUAAACUCCAGACUUCUCUCUGCUGUGCACCACCUUCAAUCCUCCUUCGAGGAAUCUUCCAGUUUCGCUAAGUACCAUCCCAGCAAAGGCUACUCGUGGGACUUCAAGUCGCAAAGAGCCAAUGUUGAAAAAACCAAGAAGGAUGAAAAACCCAGAGAGGAACCGAGUUCCUUAUUUCAGCGCCAGAGGGUGGAUAUGCUACUGGGCGAAUUGAUCAGGAAAUUCCCCCUGCCUACUCCUCCUCAGCCUGCCAAAGCAUCUGCGGUUUCUACCAAACAGGAAUCAGAGAAUGGAGGAAGUGAGAAUAAAGAGAUCAAGACUGAAAUCAAGCAGGAGAAAAUUAAACCUCCUCCCGAGAAGAAACCAAGACUGCAUUGAUUUAGGUCUGCUGAAAGUCGGUAUUUGUAUAUAAAAUAGAUUUAUGUGUAUUUGUGUGAAAAUGUUUUAUGUGAGUAGUGGACAAAAUACUGUUUGUAUCAGAAAUAUAAACAUAAGGAUACUA